Aegilops tauschii subsp. strangulata is the source of this 897-nucleotide messenger RNA. The record is from RefSeq and is a predicted model, not a curated record. Lineage: Eukaryota; Viridiplantae; Streptophyta; Magnoliopsida; Poales; Poaceae.
AUGGCCGAUGCAAGUGCAGAGUGUUUGGAUGAGUACGUAAACAUUGUCAGCAGGAUGUUUCAUAGCGAGGAUGAAGGUUUUGAGUUCUAUAACAAGUAUGCUCUUGAGAAAGGCUUUAGUGUGAGAAAAGGCUAUGUUGAGUGGGAUGAAGCGAACGAGAAGAUAAUUCUGAGGAAACUUACAUACAGGACCAAUAAGUACAAUCUGCCGUUUGUGCCGUUUGUCGGGUUGAAUCACCACCGCAGCACAGUUAUCUUUGGAUGCGGGAUCAUUUCUCAUGAAACUAACAAGGCGUACGAGUGGAUGUUGCGGACAUUUUCUGAAGCCAUGUCGCAGAAGCAUCCGAUAUCUGUAAUCACUGAUGGGGACCUUGCAAUGCAGAGAGCGAUCAGGGUGGUGUGGCCUGACUCAUACCACAGGCUGUGUGUAUGGCACAUUCAGCAGAACAUCGUACGCCAUCUGCAUGAUGAUGAGGUUAGGGAAGAAUUCAGAUCUUUCAUAUAUGAAUCGUCUUCUAUUGAAGAGCAUGAGAGAAAAUGGAUAGAGUUCUUACGAAGGAAUGAAGUGACAAGUGAGGAGUCGUGGCUGCAUCAGAUGUAUCAUAUGAGGAAGCUGUGGUGUGCUCCAUACCUGGUGGGGCGCUGUUUCUUAGGAUUGAGCAGCAAUCAGCGGAGUGAGAGCCUAAACUCCGUGCUACAUACACAUCUUGAGGGUAAGAUGACAUUGUUUGAUAUGUUAGAGCACUAUGAGCGUUGCCUUUCCGGACGACGCUUGAACGAGGCGAUCCUAGACAUCGUGGCCUUGCAGUCCGUUCCAUUUACAGACGCUGAUGCUUCAAGUCUCGAGAAACAUGCUGCCCGGGUUUUCACGCCUUGUAUGUUUCAGUUGGUCAGAUGA